UGCUGACCUACCAUCUCACCAGAUCGAGGCUGCUCAAUCAGGAAAAAAAUACUUGCGAUUUGAGAAAGAAAUCAUGAAUUAAAAGAAAUAUCUUAAAAGGGAAUGGGAGAUGAGAGCUAGGAUAGUCAGUAUCUUUAAUUGAAAGCAAGUGAGUUAUUCUAGCAUAUAUCAGCAUUGAUGGAUCUCUCCUGGCCAAAAAAUAUAUUAUAUCAGUUAUCACGGUACCAUGUACCAUUACGAUGAAAGAAAGGUGAAAUAGAGGGCAAUGGACGAAUCCAUUAAAUUGUAUGGGGUUUCUUUCUACGAGAGAUAUAUUGUGUUGAUUAAUUCACAUUGUUUAACUUAUAAAAUCACGUUUAUUUUAAUGACAUCGUAUUUCAAUAAUCUCUUUCUUUUUACUAUGAUUUUUAUAUGGAAAAUAAGAACGAAUAUUAGUUUCAGAAUGAUUUAUGUCCCCGGUAAGUCCCUCGUAAGUUAUCGUUGUGACCUAUACGUACUUCCGGUUGAGUCGUAUACAUAUUGCAUUUAUUUGGAAAUCGCGAACUUUCAUCACAUGGGCGAAAUAUCAAGACGUGCUGUGUCCAACAUAUUGUGAAAGGCGAUUGUUUCAUAUUCUUGAUUUUCGAUGCAAAUCAUUUUGGAACAGAACUGAUUUGAAGUUAAUCGACCAAGAUCCUGAAUAGGUUUGAUCGUGGAAUUUUGUACUGUUAAACUUCAAAUAUACAGUUCAAGACGAGCCACACGCUGUUGUCGAUACAGCGUGUUGGGGCCAUUGAUUGAGUUUCAUUCAUUUGUUGCAACCAACCGGCAUUGGAAUUGCAUUGAAUAGAUCUGCAGAAGGCCAAACGUGUGCAAAUAAAUAAGCACACUCAAAGCUAGGCAACAACCUUGCCAAAUCUGAUAAUAUAAAUCAACACUUUAGUCUUGUUAUUGUUAGUGGAACUAAUUAUUGGUGAACAAGAGUGUUGAUUGGAGAAAGAGAGACAAGGAGUAGGAACAGAAUAAGAGAAAGAUGUCUGCACAGGAGGAAACUGCAGCUGACAGGAAUGUCGAAAUAUGGAAAAUCAAGAAACUGAUCAAAAGUUUACAGGCAGCAAGAGGGAAUGGAACCAGUAUGAUUUCGCUCAUUAUCCCACCCAAGGAUCAAAUCUCAAGAGUAGCAAAAAUGUUGGCUGAUGAAUUUGGAACGGCUUCAAACAUAAAAAGUAGAGUAAACAGACUGUCCGUGCUCUCAGCAAUCACAUCAGUACAGCAACGUCUCAAACUAUAUUCCAAAGUACCUCCAAACGGGCUCGUCAUUUACUGCGGGACGAUCGUCACGGACGACGGCAAAGAGAAGAAAGUUAACAUUGACUUUGAACCAUUCAGGCCUAUCAACACAUCGCUGUACUUAUGUGAUAACAAAUUCCACACAGAGGCUUUGAUGGCAUUACUGGCAGACGACAAUAAAUUUGGUUUCAUCGUGAUGGACGGUAACGGUGCUCUAUUUGGUACACUAUCAGGAAACACUAGAGAAGUCCUUCACAAAUUCACAGUAGACUUACCAAAGAAACACGGUCGUGGAGGUCAGUCGGCUCUUCGUUUUGCUCGUCUCAGGAUGGAGAAGCGCCACAAUUACGUGAGGAAGGUCGCCGAGACGGCGGUUCAACUGUACAUCAGUAAUGACAAGCCCAACAUCGGGGGUCUCAUCUUAGCAGGGUCUGCUGAUUUCAAGACAGAACUCAGCCAAUCUGAUAUGUUCGAUCCUAGGUUGCAAGCUAAAAUUCUCAAAUUGGUUGAUGUAUCGUACGGUGGAGAGAAUGGAUUUAAUCAAGCUAUUGAACUAUCAGCAGAGGUCUUAUCCAAUGUCAAAUUUAUUCAAGAGAAGAAACUUAUUGGUAAAUACUUUGACGAGAUCUCCCAAGACACGGGGAAGUACUGCUUCGGAGUAGAAGAUACGUUCAAAGCCCUCGAGAUGGGGGCAGUAGAAAUUCUAAUUGUAUGGGAGAAUCUAGACGUCACACGAUAUGGACUCAAGAACCACUCUUCCGACGAGGAAAAGAUACUUCAUCUAAAUCCAGAACAGGAGAAAGACAAAACCUACUUCAUUGAUAAAGAUACUGGUGUAGAGUUGGAAUUAGUUGAAUCAAUAGCCCUUCUUGAAUGGUUGGCAAAUAACUACAAAUCCUUUGGUGCCACGCUCGAGAUCAUCACAGAUCGAUCGCAAGAAGGAUCUCAAUUCUGCAAGGGCUUUGGUGGUAUUGGUGGCCUUCUCAGAUACCGUGUGGACUUCCAGCAGUUAGAUUACGACGAGGACGACGAUGACUACGGAGACUAUGACGGCUACUAGACAGGGUCGUGACCCCCGUCAUCUAAGGAUCCUCAGUAGGAAACACAGAUGGACUAAAAAUUGAAUCUGAAUGAAAAACAAAAGAUAUUCGCCUAGGAUUUCAUGGUCAUUAUAAGCCUUUAAAUGCAGUGUCGUAUGCAGGGGCACACCUUAGGGGAAUUUCGCCUCUGCCUUUAGAAUUAUUUUCUAAACUUAUCCUUGCUAGACGUCGAGUCUGGUCCCACCUUUGAAAAGCCCUCGAUCCAUCGAUGGUCUGUAACAAUAGGGCCCGUAACACAAAGCUUAGCAAUGAUCGUAGAACAUUUUUCUACAAUUGAUUGCAAUGGCUACAAUGUACAAUCAAUCGUAAAAAUCAAGCGUACGAUUAAUUGCUAACCUUUGUGUUACGGGAUCCAGGGUCCCAUAACACAAAGGUUAGUGAUUAAUCGUACGCUUGAUUUUUACGAUUGAUUCUACAUUGUAAUCAUUCAAUGCCAUCAAUCGUUAAAAAAGGUCCUACAAUGAUGGCUAGGUUUUGUGUAAUGGACCCCAGGUCACCUACCUUACUGUACCCAACUGCUUUUCUAACCUCUAUUGUAGAUGAGUACUAUGAUAGGGUUCUAUCUGCUAUAGGUUCAAAGAAUCCACUCUUACCCAUGUACCUCAUCUGGGACCGCAACACAAAUGCUUAGCAAUCAUCGUAGAACAUCUUUCUGAUUGAUUGCAUUGGCUACAAUGUACAAUGAUUGAUCGGAAAAUCAAGCGUACGAUUAAUCGCUAACCUUUGUGUUGCGGGGUUCUGAAGUGGCAAAAAUAGAUUGAUUCCAUCCAACUCGACUGCGCACCUGUGUGGCUGGUGGUCCAUUGAUGUAGCCAUUGGUCCGUAACACUUCUACACAACGAUCCAAACGUCCUUACAUCUUCUAGGAGUUGAAAUCACUGCUUCUUCUUCGUCGGGUGUACUGCCCAACGCCCCACAGGAGGAGCCAACCGGGCCGGAUGGGAACCACUGGGCAUCCCCCAACCGGGUGGGAGCCAACAGGGAAUCACUUGAAAAUAUAUAUAUCUAAAGACAGACUUGCAUUAAUAAGGUAUCUUUGUAAAAGCUGGAGAGCGUCAACAUGUGUUGUCUGGCAAGUUGUCGGAUCGGACAACUUGCCUUGGUUUGGAUUAGCAGAGAAGCACAGUUCUAUGGUUAUAUCUGACAAGUCAUUUCAUGAAACACUCUCCUGGAGCCACUCUCAGUGGAUCUUCCAGCGGGAGUCUUCUCAUUCUUCUAUUUUAGGGACGACAAAAUGAUGUGGCCAAUUUUGCUCUGACUUUUAAGAAGUUUAUUUGUAGAACUUUUAAUAUUCUUAUCAGUUGAAUUGUCCGAUGACUUGGUGCAUUGUUGGAAUGCAUUUGCUAUAUUCACAUAGCUUAUCUGCCCCAAUGUCUUCUUUUAUUUGCAGUAAUAUUGGCUAUCCCUCUGACAAUCGAUAUGAACAUAAACUUCAUGUUUAAAAAAUGAAAUUUCAUUUGUUUAAAAUUUAUUUGUAGUAAUGAUGGAUAUCCCUCUGACGAUCAAUAUAAUCCUCCACCUGAUAUAAAAAUGAAAAAAAAAAUAUAACCAUUAACUUCCAGGAAGUACUUGUAUAGGGCAAAUGUGUGUCAAGUCUUUCCAGUUUUCGUCAUUUCUACGUUUAUUUCUUUUUUUAUGCUAAGAGAGUAGAGUCUUACACAGUUACUAUUUUGGUGUAAGGAUUACAUUUGGAGAGCUCAGGGACUUAAUGAAAUUUCUGCUCUCUAUUCUCUCUCAAUUAAAGUAUCAGUUGAUUGGUUUGGUAGGUGGUUGUGUAGUGAUAAAUACUUUGAAUUUGUUAAACAUGGGCAUGGCACAAUGCUUUGUAAAAAAAAAUUUGGUGAUGAAAAAAAAAAGUUGGAGAGAUUUGAUACAGGGAUAUUUGCCCAAAACCUGCCUUGAGGAUUUGGGAUUUGAUAAAAUAAAUGGAUGAGAUGAUAAGAAUUUUGAGAAUUGCAGGACUUGACAAGCUUCCAAGGAGAUCAAAUUCAGAGAUAAUUUGAUUUGAAAAUACGGAAUUGUGUGAUAACUACUCUUGUUCUUCCUUUUAUGUAAUACCCCUGAGCGAAGUUGAGGGGGAUUUUUAGGUUAUUUGAUUGGCUUGGUAAAUUAUGAGCUAAAACACUAUACGUUAUGAAAUGUAAAGAUGGAAUCUCGAAGAAUCCAAUAUUUCAUCCUUGGCUUUUCAUACUCAGCUUCAAACUAUUCUAAAAAUGUGAAAGGGACCAGAACUGUCAGAAUUUCAUUAAUGGUUCUAUAUUCCGCCAUAGAUAUUCUUGGUAAUGAUAUCAACCAUUUCUGGUUAUUUUUCUAUCAAUCUGGAUAUGUACCACAACCAGACCAAUUAAUCUGUGUUUCCUCCUUAAAUUGGCAAUAAACAGCUUGCUUACAAAGAGUUAUGAUUGAUCCGAUCAAUCGAUCACCCUCAACUGUAUGGAAUUCCAUUGAUGUCACAAUUUUUUCAGCAAAAUUUUUGCACAAUGUCUUUGUAAACAAAGAGAAGCACUCUGAAUUUUCAAGAAAUCAAUGAAUGUAUGAAUUUACAACAUAUCUGGAAAAUAUUUCAAGCAAACAUGCAUGUCAGGUGUUGAUGUUGCUGGCUUUCCAUAGUUAUGGUUGAUUGGAUCAAUCACAGCUCUUUGUAAGACAGGGCCCAGGUGGGUGUUGAUAAAGGUGUUUGUACCGGUGAGGUUACGAGCGACCUGUGAUCAUUUCUUAGGAGCUAAAUCCACACCAAUGAAAAAUUUGGUGUGCAUAAUUCACCUUGAGAAAGGAUCACCAGUCAUUCCUAAAGUGGCUUGUAACUUACAUGUACAAACUGCUUUAUAAAACCCCCACUAGGUUCUUAUCUAUCCAUCUAUCGGAAUGCAAGUAUAUGCCCGAACAAAAUAAUUUUACAAGUCAUUCAUCCAAUCCCCACAGCAUUACAUUCCCCUUUAACCAUGAAAUCCUACGUGAUAUAUAUAUCGUCUUUGUCUAUUUUGGUGACCUCCAUGAGGUUCUUUGAAUUCCUGCAUUUUUUUCUAAGUUUUAUUUUCAAGGUGUCUCUUUCUACAGUAUUGAUAUUUCCCCCCCCCCCCAUUAUGUCUUAAAAUACACUUUCCAGGCACGAAAAUGAUGCUUCACUUUUCGGCAAAGGCUUUUGUUAAAAGUUGAAAGCCCAGUCCUGACCCGUGCCAUAUUGAACGUUUAUAAUCUUUUGAAGAAGUGAUUUUGAUUUGGGAUGCAAGACACAAUGAAAGAGCAUGUAAGGUUCAAAUAGUCUUUGUCGUAACUGAUACAACAUUGCGAAACAAGAAAUACCAGUUAGUAUAUUUCUACCCAUUGAUAUUGGAUAUCAUUUUCAGUCUAUGAGGCAUAAGACAUAGGGAAAAAAAUUAUGCUGCUUCAGAGGAUUCUCAAUGGCGUUGGAAUGGCAGCGCGAAUGAAAAAGAAAUAUAUGUGAUUUUUAUAUGUGUAUGAGGCAUCAAACUUCGUGAUCUGAAAGAAAAUAUCUGUUUUUAUUUAUAGUCCAAUAUUCUUUGGGAAUCAAUGAUGAAAUUUAUGUAUAUCUAUCAUUUUCGUUGAUUCCUAUGAUUAUUAUUUUUUUCAAUUGGAAAUAUAUUAUCCAAUUAUAUGAACUCUUGUUUGUAGUCCUUUAUCAGUUGGUCAAAUUAUGGAGGGUUUUGUGACGUUUUUUCCUAGGAUUUAUGAAAAAGCUCAUGGAAAGCAGGAUAAUUUCACAAAGGGCACAUAUACUGUCUAUAGUUUAUGGGUCUGGAGUGUUUUUCAAGCCUUUUGCUAAUGAAUCCACCAUGAAUUGAACAGGACCUGAGCAAUUCAUUGUGUAUGGAAAAAAAGCCAAGUAUUGAUAAUCGCUGCAAUUAAAUUCCUGUAAAGCGACCUCGGACCCGUUUGGAAACGAAACAUCAUUUGUCGUUCAUGUACGAAAUUGUCUUUCUCAAAGAGCGUUUUAUUGAAACACCUCACAAAAUCUCCAUAAUUGACCAACUGACUUAUUUGUUUUGGUACACGAGAGACCAACUAGUAUGUAGUUAAUGAGAUAUUGUAGAGUCUACUCUAUUGCAGAUUGGGCAUUGACCGUUGACUUCCAGCAACAAGGGCCCUGGUCUUAUAGAGUUGUGAUGGAAUUGAAUUAAAUUGAGAUUGAUGUCAAUUCUUAUUGCUUACGUACGCAGUUCAAUCUCGGGGUUCUGUUUCACGAGGACUUGUUAUAAUAACAAAUGCGCAAUUUCUAUGACAAAUUUACUAUCAGCCAAUCAGAUUGAAGGAUUUCGGUAGCUUUUAACUGUUGUAAAUUGGGUUAUUAAUUAUAACAAGUUUUGUGAAACGGGCCCCCUGAUUGAGUUCGAUUUGAAAUCUAUCACAACUCUUUGUAAGAGCAUUUCAUGAAGCAACUGAAAUCCUUGCAUCUGAUUGGCUCGGAGCAUAUUUGUCAGGGAAAAUCACCGACUGUAUUUCAUGGAACACCUCCCCAGUUGCUCCCUGCACAAUGCCUUUGGGGAUGUCAGAAUUCUGUCGUCAAUUGGUGAACCCACUGCCUACGGGAACUGGAUGAUCCCUGUACAAUGCCUAUGGGAAUUAGAAAAUUCAGUAGCCAACAGGUUAACCAACCACCUACUUGAACCCCAUGAUCCCUGCACGAAGCCUAUGGGAAUGAUGUAUUUCGGGAGUUAUCUUGUCAAAUUUAGACCACUUACAUGUCCAAGUGCUUGAUCUGUUCUUUUUUCUUUUUUUUUAAGUUAUACUUGGCAAAACGGCAGUGUUCUUAUGUGAAGUACCUUACUACCACUGAAACCAAACAAAAAGUGAUGCAAAGAUGAUGUCCAUAUCAUUUCAAUUUUAGCUGCCAUGCUACAUUAUGUCAUGGUCUGAAUAGUUUCAUCUGUCCCGAAGCUUUUAUGAUGAAAAACUCUCUAUAUCAUUGUAAUCGAGUGACGAUACGAUUGAAUGCAGUAACAAGAAAUAUAAUAUGCAUGUUCUAUCUAUGAAUGUAUACGACUUUUCCUCAGUGUACUGUUGCACAGAUAUAAGAAAUCGAUUGUAAGAUUAAUGUGAUGACAUACAGAGACCAGUAACGUGUUUAAAUUUUGUCUUGUCAUUUUAGAAAAGAUGAUUUUGUUCUCUCAGUUCGUGCAGGUGACAGAUAUUGUAACACAAAUGCGGGAUGCAAUUCAUAGGUCUUAUUUAUAGAAACAGUUCCCUGUGGGAAUAGAGGGAAAUGUAGCCGACAAGGUGGUUCUCAGUUUAUUUUGUUUCAUACGAAGUGCACUUAAUAGGAUAUGUCCGGCAAGAAUGCGUAAUGAUGAGGAUGAUUCUAUAAAUUCCAUUUGAUUUGGACCUUUAAACUAGUAA
Messenger RNA from Lytechinus pictus (painted urchin), 7724 nucleotides. Its product is annotated as eukaryotic peptide chain release factor subunit 1. The record is from RefSeq and is a predicted model, not a curated record. The transcript has 10 exons. Bases 1013 to 2329 code for a protein of 438 amino acids. NCBI's taxonomy places the organism in Eukaryota, Metazoa, Echinodermata, Echinoidea, Temnopleuroida, Toxopneustidae. Gene Ontology annotation, cellular component: translation release factor complex; cytosol. Gene Ontology annotation, molecular function: sequence-specific mRNA binding; translation release factor activity, codon specific. Gene Ontology annotation, biological process: cytoplasmic translational termination.